AUGGGAAAACUUGUCGACAAGUUGAUGAAGGUCAUAAACUUCUUGAUCUCACAGUGGUUCAUUAUAGGCAUGGGAGUAGCGGUUGCCAUCGCAUAUGCCGCCCCGAACUACGCGAGAUCAGGAGGUAUGAUCCGGUCAGAUAUUACCAUCGAGUAUCUGGCAGUAGCCGCUAUUUUCCUCAUUUCGGGGCUCAGCAUGCCCUCUAGAACCCUGCUCAAGGAGCUGGGCAACUGGCGAGCACACUUAAUAACACAAGGGCUAUCAUUUCUGGUCACACCUGCUCUCAUGUUUGGUUUCGUUAAGGCUAUCUACGCGGCUGACGAUCCACGAAUCGAUAAAUACGUGCUUGUGGGCAUGAUUAUUUGCGGUUGCACACCCACAACGGUGUCGUCUAACGUCGUCAUGACUAGAAAUGCCGGGGGAAACGACUCGCUGUCGUUGUUGGAAGUCACUAUUGGAAAUGUCAUGGGUGCAUUCGUUUCUCCUGCUCUUCUGCAGCUCUAUCUUUCUGACUCGACGGGUUUCGGGUUUGGUAACCCCGCGAAGGACUCGUCUAUGACGGAACUUUACCGACGAGUCAUGAAACAGCUUGGUUUGUCGCUCUUCGUGCCUCUGUUCGUGGGACAGGUAGUACAGAACGUGUUCCCCACAAAGACCAAAUGGGUAGUCACCAAGUUCAAACUGGCCAAGCUUGGAACUUUUUGUCUUCUGCUGCUCAUAUGGGCCACCUUCUCAACUUCCUUCUACGACAACGCGUUUGAGUCUGUGCCCAAAGCCACCAUGAUCAUGGUUCCGUUCUUCAACAUUGGCAUCUACCUGUUGUUCACCGUCAUUUGCUUUGCCUGUGCUAGAUCACCAAUUCCCAGACUUCUAGCACCCCAUCCACCCACAGAGGUUUCCUCCAGACCCUACAAACUGCUUCAUCGGUUCAUUUCGGGUUUUUACUUCAACAAGAGAAACACCGUCGCUAUCAUGCUCUGCGGAGCAGCAAAGACAGUCGCUCUGGGUGUCCCCCUCAUCAACGCACAAUACGGAUCAGGUAGUUCUCUUGUAGGUCGCGUCUCAAUCCCUCUGACCCUCUUUCAGGGAGAGCAGAUUCUCACUGCUCAGUUGCUGGUCCCCAUUUUCAAACGGUGGAUUGGAGACGAAGGAAAGGAGCCUGAAAACGAGUUUGAUGACAUAACAGUCAACUCCAAGUCUAGUAACGACCUCGAAAAAGCUAUGCCGGCCAUCACUGCUGCUCCAGUAUCUUCACCUCCAGCAGGAAAGGACAAAUCCGCCGUUACAAGUACCGCAGUAGAUACUAACACGACAGGCACACAUACAAGCGACUUUAUUUUCGAGUCGGAAUCUAAUCCUGAUAAAAUCAGACAGGAUGAAGAAGUAGAGGCUAAAAUGUGA
Molecule: messenger RNA, 1401 nt
Organism: Yarrowia lipolytica CLIB122
Lineage: Eukaryota; Fungi; Ascomycota; Dipodascomycetes; Dipodascales
Cellular component (GO): plasma membrane
Source: RefSeq, a predicted model, not a curated record